This is a messenger RNA of Anas platyrhynchos (mallard), 2489 nucleotides long. It is a transcript of the gene ATP1B4, whose product is annotated as ATPase Na+/K+ transporting family member beta 4. Lineage: Eukaryota; Metazoa; Chordata; Aves; Anseriformes; Anatidae. The record is from RefSeq and is a predicted model, not a curated record. Gene Ontology annotation, cellular component: sodium:potassium-exchanging ATPase complex; nuclear inner membrane. Gene Ontology annotation, biological process: sodium ion transport; regulation of DNA-templated transcription; potassium ion transport.
GGGAGGCUCCAGCAGUACAGUACACUGCAGGACCACUGCAAAGGGCACCAGGUGGCAGGGGCCUUACGCCCAGAACGGGAUUCCGUUGCGUUGAGCUCAUCUCUCUUAAGAAAGCAAGUUAUUUUUUGACCCGCUCCUGAACACUGAAGUCUUCUGGAGCCAGGGAUGGAGCUGAACGCUGCCUCCCCGGGAGGCAAAAGGCUGGAAAAUAAGGAUGAAGAGAAAGUGCAGGAUCUUGACGCAGGAGAAGCAGAGACCAAGGCAGAGAUGGGGAACAAAACUUGGGCAGACCUGGCUGGGGAGAUGAAGACCUUCCUGUGGAACCCAGAGGAGAGAACCUGCCUAGGGAGAACAGCCAAGAGCUGGGGCCUGAUCUUACUGUUUUACUUCGUUUUUUACACGUGCCUGGCGGGGAUGUUCGCCUUCUGCAUGUACGUGAUGCUGCUCACCCUGAGCCCCUACACACCCACCUACCGGGACCGUGUGGCUCCGCCAGGGGUGAUGAUCAGGCCAUACCUGAAUGGAUUCACCAUUGCCUUCAAUGUCUCCAAGCGCAGCACGUGGCAGCCAUACGUGGACAGCAUGCACGACUUCCUAGCAGCUUAUGAUGACAAGGUUCAAGAGGAGAAGAAUAUUGAGUGCAUCUCGGGGCAGUACUUCAUCCAAGGGGGCAAUGAGAGUGAAGAGAAGAAGGCCUGCCAGUUCAAGCGCUCACUGCUGCAGAACUGCUCGGGAAUCGAGGAUCAAACUUUUGGCUACUCCAGAGGCCAGCCCUGCAUCCUGCUGAAGAUGAACCGGAUCAUAGGCUAUCGCCCUGGCGCCGGGGUCCCCGUGAGCGUAGACUGCAAAGUGCAGAAAGGCAAUGAGAGCGACCUGAGGUCAGUGGACUUCUACCCUGGGAACGGCACGUUUGACCUCAUGUAUUAUCCCUACUAUGGCAAGAUCACACACGUCAACUACACGUCCCCACUGGUGGCCAUGCACUUCACAGACGUGAAGAGGAAUUCUUUGGUCCCCAUUCAGUGCAGCCUGCACGGGAAAGGGAUUGUCAAUGACGUUAACAGUGACCGCUUCCUGGGACGAAUCAUCUUCACGCUCAGCAUUGGGAAGUAGCCACGGCAAACACAGGACACGUAGGUUUUGUCAGGCAGAGGCUUUUUCCUUUUUAAAGCAUAAAGGCAGCAUUUUUUUUUUUCCUGCUAGGAAAACAGACACUUGGAAACUUUUAAUUUAUUUUUGUUUAUAGUUAGGAAACAAAUGAGAUGCAACAGUGUAGAACCACAUCUUUUACCAGCUGAUGUAACUCAUUAUUAAUAAAAGUUAAGUUAUACCCUGGGCAGGGAACCUGCAAGAGCAUUUCAGUUUUUAUUAGAGGAACUAUGGUAUCUGAACACUAUUUUCAUAAGGUCUUUUACAAGUCACCCCUGUGAAAUGCAUUUUUCCUGGCUAUAAAUUUCAGUCUUUACCAUAGUUUUAUGUGCAUUUCUCAGGCAAAAGCUAAAAAGAUGGUAGUUUAUAAGUACUAUUCUUGUUAAAAUAAUAAAUAGCAAAAAAUCUGGAUUAUGCUUGCAGUAAUAGCUAAGAAGUGAAAAUGACAAAUCUCAGGACGCCUCCUAGGAGCCUCAGCACCUCAUGCAGCCAGGUGCUGGAGCAAAAGCCACAUAGGGCAGCAUUUGCCCUUGAACCUUUCCAGUUGUUCCCAGGCAGACAAGUGCCUUUCUCCCUCCUCACUUCAGUACUUCUCUCAAGUCUGUUGGGCAGGGGACAACUGAAAGGAGCUCUUUAUUCUCUCCCUGUCACAGCUCACAACUCCUCCUUCCCCUGCUCAGGCACAGAAGCACCAGUGAAAAAUAUUCCUCCCUGGGGAAGCCCCUGCUUUGCUCCAUCCCCAGCCUCCUCAAGUGGAAGCAGGGCUGAGCUAGCUCAGAGAGGCAUUACAAGGCUUAAUCCAUGUUCAUGUCGAUAGAGGUAUUGGCUAUCUUUGUUCCCCAGGACAAAGCAGUGGUGAUUUCAGCAUCUAUUACAGCCAAACACUUUGUUUCUACAGACACUCAAACUCAAUUUAAAGCAGUUUUGAUUCUUUGGAAAAUGAGUUUUUAUUAUUAUUAUUAUUAUUAUUAUUAUACACCUUCACAUUUAACAUACAGAGAGUAUAUUUCAUCUCUCUUAUCAGCUAUGAGCAGGACAGGACACCUUAGGAUAACGUACUGCUUGGAAAGCACACUUACUAAAAUUACUUACCGACUGAACAAGAGCAUUAUGGUAUGUUUGUCCUACAUUCUAGUCCAGAUAAUUCAUCUGCCAUCAUUUUUGAUCUAUAUAAGACUCUAAGAAGUCUUUUAUGUAUUAAAAAUAAAGUAACUACAGUAAAAUUAACUCUAUGGUAUCAUUCUUAAAACAUUUAAAUGUAACAAAUGUAAUUUGUAACUUUUGUGGGCUCUGCUGGCCAGCUAGGGACUGUUUUUCAAAUACAAAUGUAAUGUGUGUAA